GGCAAAGGGAGUGAUUUACAUCUAUUUUCUCUCUUUAUUUCAGCAACUGGUGGGAUGGUGAAUGAGCACAAGGAAAAUAGUCUUCAACAAGAAGAUGCUGAGCAAAUAGAACCACCUGGCACAGUAUUAGAAAGAUCAAAAAGGGAUGUGUCCUGUAGUGGUGCACAGACAGAAGCCUGUCAGAAUCAGCACAGAGCAGAAAAAAAAUUUAGGAGUGGCUCUCACAUUAUUAGACAUGAAAAAAUCAGCCCAGAAGGGACACACUACACCUGCCUUGACUGUGGGAAAACCUUCAAACAUAAUUCAGUCUUUCUCAUACAUCAGCGAACCCACACGGGAGAGAAACCCUACACAUGCCCUGAGUGUGGGAAAGGCUUCAGCAGAAGCUCAAACCUUAUCAUACAUCACAGGAUCCACACCGGAGAGAGACCCUACACUUGCCCUGAGUGUGGGAAAAGCUUCAGCCGGACCUCAGAGCUUAUCAUCCACAGGAGAAUGCACACUGGGGAGAGACCCUACAUUUGCAGUGAGUGUGGGAAAAGCUUUACUCGGAGCUCAGAACUUAAUAAGCACCAGAGAAUCCACACUGGCGAGAGACCCUUCCAAUGCCAUGAGUGCGGGAAAGACUUCACCUAUAGCUCACAGCUUGUCACACAUCGAAGAAUCCACACUGGAGAGAGACCCUAUCCAUGCCCUGAGUGUGGGAAAGGCUUCACUUCUAGCUCACAGCUUGUCUCACAUCGGAGAAUCCACACUGGAGAGAGACCCUACUCAUGCCCUGAGUGUGGGAAAAGCUUCAGUUCUAACUCACAGCUUGUCUCACAUUGGAAAACCCACACAGGAGAGAGAUCUUACUCAUGCCCAGUGUGUGGGAAAAGCUUCAGUCAUAGUUCACAGCUUGCUACACAUCAGCGAACCCACACAGGAGAGAGACCAUACAUAUGCCCUGAGUGUGGGAAAAGCUUCAGCCGAAGCUCAAACCUCAUCACACACCACAGAACCCACACCGGGGAGAGACCCUACGCUUGCCUGGAAUGCGGGAAGAGCUUUAGCCGGAGCUCAGAGCUUAUCAGACAUCACAGAAUCCAUACAGGGGAGAGACCCUACAUAUGUCUUGAAUGUGGGAAAGGCUUCACUCGCAGCUCAGAUCUUAGUAAGCACCAGAGAAUCCACACUGGAGAGAGACCCUACCGAUGCCCUGAGUGUGGGAAAGGUUUUCGCUAUAGCUCACAUCUUGUCUCACAUCGUAGAAUCCACACAGGGGAGAGACCCUACUCAUGCCCUGUGUGUGGGAAGGGCUUCAGUGAUAGUUCACAGAUGAUCACACAUCAGAGAAGCCACACGGGGGAGACACCCUACAUGUGCCCCGAGUGUGGGAAGAGCUUCAGUUGGCACUCAAACCUUAUCACACAUCAGAGAAUCCACACUGGAGAGAGACCUUACACAUGCCCUGAGUGUGGGAAAAGCUUCAGUCGGAGCUCAAACCUUGCCACGCAUCACAGGAUCCACACUGGGGAGAUGCCCUAUGCUUGUCCUGAGUGCGGGAAAAGCUUCAGCCGGAGCUCUGAGCUUAUCAUCCACAGGAGAACCCACACCGGGGAGAGACCCUACGCUUGCUGUGAGUGCGGAAAACGCUUCAUUCGGAGCUCAGAGCUUGUCAUACACCAGAGAAUCCACACUGGAGAAAGACCCUACCGAUGCCCUGAGUGCAGGAAAGGCUUCAGUUCUAGUUCACAGCUUGUCUCGCAUCAGAAAACCCAUAUAGGAGAGUGACACUAUAAUUGUGUUCAGUGGGGCUGCCCCAAGGUGUUUUUUUUAAUGCAUUGGCUAAUUCCCAUAUAGCAGUCUUUAAGGGUUUUUUUGCACCAUUUCCUUUAAUGUAGUCUCAGGUUCCCUGGGUGAGUUGCCGCCUUUUGCUGCUUACCUUACUCUGGAGUGAGUCUUGUGAUCCUUUCUAUCUACGGGUAUGUCUACACUACAAAGUUAAUGCGAACUAACAGACGUUAGUUCGCAUUAACUUUGAUAGGCGCUACACAUGCAAACCGC
Molecule: messenger RNA, 2046 nt
Organism: Pelodiscus sinensis (Chinese soft-shelled turtle)
Lineage: Eukaryota; Metazoa; Chordata; Testudines; Trionychidae
Source: RefSeq, a predicted model, not a curated record